Molecule: messenger RNA, 3577 nt
Organism: Porites lobata
Lineage: Eukaryota; Metazoa; Cnidaria; Anthozoa; Scleractinia; Poritidae
Source: the annotation of a GenBank genome assembly
AUGCUGUCUAACCUGCCGCGCGCUGUUAUACAGCCAUUUAUCGUGAUCCGCACCGUCUUAACUAUUGGUCUAAUACGGAUCGCUUCAUCGCUGCCCUUUCUCCAAGACAUGAUCAAGAAAUACAACGAAAGGCACUUUCUUGUGCCUCAUGAGAAUUUCUGGCCUUCCUGGUGUAGCUGGGAUAUGUUAACCACGACCUUGAACAUAGAACUAAGCGAACUGAAAAAGACGGCUCGAGUUGGUUUGGCGGCCCCGAACUGCAAGCUAGUUUCCACGGAGGGACAGAAGUGCAGAGUGCUCGACUUCAUGAAAGGAAAUAGACCUCUGGUUCUUAACUUCGGCAGCUGUACCUGACCUCCGUUUUUCAUCCGUCUUCAGAACGACUUUACCAAAGUUGUUCAGGACUUCGGGGAUGUAGCAGACUUCCUUGUCAUCUAUAUUCGUGAGGCACACCCUUCGGAUGGAUGGAGUUGGAAUGUAAGUACAGUGGUUUCUUUUUUGUCUUGUCUUGCGUAAUAAUAGGUAAUAACUUAAACAUCAUGAAAAUGAUUUUUUUGAUUACUCCCCGGUACUUAGUGACUGAGAUCGUUCUUCAAACAUUUUACAACGGAGUUAAAAAAAAUUACUAUUAGCACAACUGUACGUUUUUGAGCAUGUUAUUGCUUGGCCAAAUUGUUACCACAGACUAACUCGGCGUUGCCGACUGCGUGCUAUCGUGAAAGAGAUGAGCCGUCGCCGUUUUGCGUAGCCAUCUGGCGGCAAAAAGCCAAGAACCAUCUGAAGGACUUGUUUAUUUUGUAAGAACGAACGGUAGAAAAUGAAGUGCCCAAUAUUGGUUGAUUUCCCUUGCUGUCAUGUCCGUAAUAUUAAUGUGCAUGAAGGAUUUAAAUAUAUCAAUGACCUCUCCUCAUGGACUGAUGAAAUCGUGCUCACAGGUGAUUAUGAAACUCUCUGUAUGUUAUCACGAAAAUUCGUAUGUGUUACCCUGCUAAGUUUUGCUUACAUUUCAUAGCUGGUCAAUUAAAGCAUCAGUUUUGAAAAGAAUUGCAAGCAAACGAACAGUUUCCUAAAGCAAUCAUUAGACGUCUGAAACUAAACUCAGUAAAGUUACUUACAUUUUGGUCUGACUUUAAUGUACGUAACAUAUAAUCAGGCCGUCUACUUGAUCGGAAAUUUUCCAGCUUUUUUGUCGAGCGCGGGAGAAGUCUUCUCGUAAAAUUCGGAUAGGUAUGAAAAAAUUUACUUAUAUCCACUAGAAGCUACUCUAGACACUGUAUGCUGUAGCCUACGUCGCAGAGGGAACUAAAAGUCUGGUUAAGUACGUCUGCGAAACAGCGCCAAAAUCGUUUUUCCUCGUUCCCCACCUGUACCAGGAUAUUGGUACGAGCUCUGAUAACAACAACAACAACAACUUUUAUUUAAACAUGGUUAAAAUUAAAGCUAAUACAGCUUGCAUGGGGCCGCCAAGCGUUCCCUUCCCGAGAACGAAGCCCUAAGAACGUCUGCGUGGGACGCCGUAAUUAUCAACGCUUCCUCGCAGACGUUACUAACCGGGGGAUUACGUCUGCGUCGGAGGGCGAUAUGCUUUUAGGCACUCAUGGAUAUUGCGUGAUUAAGUAUGCUUUUCGAGAGUGAAUAACAGUGGUGGGUUAUUUUGAGUUUGACUAAGUGGUCGUGGGUCGUGGGUCGUGGGCAAAAAUCGUGAUAGGUUCGUGCGUGUGGGUAGUUAUUAAUAAUCAGUGUUACUUUAUUCUUAAUAAUUAAUGAUUAGUUGGCAACUAAUAACAUUACAUUUUUACUGUUUGUUAUUAUUGUUACUAAUUAUGGUCUAAGGCGACAUAUAAUUAAUCAUAGGAUUUUGUCUGCAGAAUCGAAAGUCAGAGUCACCUUACAGAACUCCAUCAAACACUCUGGCAGCGAAAGGGUUAAGGAGAGUUUCUUUCCACACCCACGACUUACACUCUCCCUGAUACCCAUGCAUUCUUACCUUACAUUAGAUUUCUUCAGUUUUCAAGAGAUUUUAGGGCCUAAUAUCAAUAAUGUACUGACUUGAAUGACGUGUCCAAAAAAAGUUGCCCUUGUUUGAACUGAACCUCUGCGACUGAUAAAUUGAGCCUUGAUUCCAACAUUAGAAGGAGAAGUGUGACGUCACGUUACCAUGGUAGCAAAAUUUCUGGAUCUUAACAAUCUUUCAUGACAGAGACGGUCAUUUGUAUUGUCGAACGAUGGAAAAAAAUCGUGGGCUACCGUUUUGUUCCUGAGUGCAAUCAAGUACAGGAAAGUCAUACAUGUCAAUUUCUUUGCUUUUUCUGCCAUAUUCAUGGUUCGUUGAGAUCCAGAAAAUUUUUUUCUACCAUGGCAACGUGACGACCGCGUUUAAGGAGAAAAAGUUAAACGUACUUUUAAUUUAAACUGUUUUUCUCAUGGAUAAUAAGUUUGCUCAGAUCUUUGUUACAAAAGGAAAAAAACAUGUUUUCGUCGGUAGAAACCAUCUAACGUUGUCUUAAUUUAUCUUUGUUUUUGAUGCAGAAUAACGUUGAAAUUGCACAGCACAAAUGUUUAAAAGAGAGAUGUCAAGCAGCAGAAAUUUUGAAAUCCAGUGGAUGCCCUGCGCCCAUCAUGGUCGAUACAAUGGAAGAUGAAGCUGAUAAAGCCUAUGGCGCUUUGCCAGAGAGACUGUUUAUUGUACAACAAGGGAAAAUAGUUUACGAAGGAGGCAUGGGCCCGUAUCAUUAUGACCUAACAGAAGUGAGAAGAUGGCUAGAAAAGUGGAAAAAUGAAAACUAGAACAGAAAUAAAGAAGAAGGCAAAUCAAAAGAAGCUGUCCAGUAUAAAAUCCAUUGAAGUAUUGCGGAUAUAUUUAUUAGUAUUCAUUCACAGAAAGCCAGAUCUUUUCAGUCUAUUGUAUUUAUUGCAAACCAAGAGACAUAUUUUUUAAAUAGUUAUAUAUUAUAUGAAUAAUCGAGUACCAGAUAGCAAAAUAGUGUAGGAAGGUUUCUGGCAGAAUCGUAAGCUUAAUCCAGAACGUAAUUUUGUUCGUCCAAUGUCAUAACAGCCCUUUAACCGACUGUUGCUGUGUAACAAUGACAGCCGAAGAUACAAAGCCUCUUUUAGGAUUUCUUUGGCUUGAGGAGUACACAGACCUAACAAAUCGGCAGGAGGAAAUGUAAUGGCUGGAUGAAUAAAGCUGAAAAUGGCCCAAAUUGUCUGAUCGGAUUCACUUUUCUCCCUUCCUACCAAACUAUCCCACGCCUCACUAUUAAUUGAUACUCAUCCCCAGACUAGACUCGGUACAUUCGGAACCAAGAUGACCGCGCCCGUGAGUGAAGGUGCUCCAUCCCGACGACCUUUAGACUACGAGUAGUCCCCAUUUUUCCUCAGGGAUAGUAGAGCGUGCGAGACGCGAACGCGCGUGAAAAUCACCCCACGCGAGAAAGGCGAGAAAGCUACCUUCUUAUUUCUUCCAAUUCAUCUUACAUAGCGCCAUCGUUGUUAAAUUUUUUGCAGUUAUGAUUGAUGAUUACAAUAUAUUAGCCCAAGCUUGAGUAACCAUGGCGACCACGGCACCAAGAACGGC